Drosophila elegans is the source of this 2514-nucleotide messenger RNA. RefSeq names its product lamin-C. Bases 181 to 2103 code for a protein of 640 amino acids. The transcript has 4 exons. The record is from RefSeq and is a predicted model, not a curated record. Lineage: Eukaryota; Metazoa; Arthropoda; Insecta; Diptera; Drosophilidae.
GGCAAAGUUUCAGUCAAUUUUCAGCAGUCAAGCCAAGCGGUCGCACAAGGAAACAACAAGCUCCAAACGUUUGGAAACGUCUAUUAAAAAAGAGAUUAGAGAGGAUUACGUACUUAAAGAAGUAGCACUCGCACCUCGCAAAACACCUACCAAAACCAAACAAACACAAAAACUGCAAAUAUGUCAGCACGCCGCGUCACAUUGAACACACGCGUUUCGCGCGGCUCCACCUCCACGCCGGUGGGUGGGGCAUCGACCUCCUCAAGGCUGGGCGCCACCUCGCCCACCUCACCCACCCGCACCACCCGCAUCCAGGAGAAGGAGGAGCUGCAGCACCUGAACGAUCGUCUCGCCUGCUACAUCGAUCGCAUGCGCAAUCUGGAGAACGAGAACAACCGGCUCACCCAGGAGCUGAAUCUCGCCCAGGACACCGUCAACCGGGAGACCUCCAACCUGAAGGCGGUCUAUGAAAAGGAACUGGCCGCCGCCCGAAAGCUGCUCGAUGAGACGGCCAAGGAGAAGGCCAAGCUGGAGAUCGAUAUCAAGCGUCUGUGGGAGGAGAACGACGACCUGAAGCCGAGACUCGAAAAGAAGACAAAGGAGGCAACAGUGGCCGAAAACAAUGCCCGCCUGUAUGAAUCUCGCUACAAUGAGGUCAACGGCAAGUACAACCAGGCUCUGGCCGAUCGCAAGAAGUUCGAGGAUCAGUCCAAGGAACUGGCCUUGGAGAACGACCGCUUGCGUCGCCAACUGGAUGAUCUUCGCAAGCAGCUGGAGGCGGAGACCUUGGCCCGCGUGGACUUGGAGAACCAGAACCAGAGCCUGCGCGAGGAGCUGGCCUUCAAGGAUCAGGUUCACACCCAGGAGCUCACAGAGACCCGCUCCCGUCGCCAGAUCGAGAUCAGUGAGAUCGAUGGCCGACUUUCUCGCCAGUAUGAGGCAAAGUUGCAGCAGUCGCUCCAGGAACUGCGCGAUCAGUACGAGGGUCAAAUGCGCGCCAAUCGCGAGGAGAUCGAACUGCUGUACGACAAUGAGAUCCAGAACCUGAAGGCUGCUGCCAACAGGGCCGCUCAGGGAUCUGCUCAUGCCACCGAGGAAGUGCGUCUCAUGCGCACCAAGAUCGAUGGUCUGAACGCCAAGCUGCAGGAUCUGGAAAACACCAAUGCUGGAUUGAAUUCUCGCAUUCGGGAGCUGGAGAACCUUUUGGACACCGAACGCCAGCGUCACAACCAGUACAUUGCCUCCUUGGAGGCCGAGCUGCAACGCAUGCGCGACGAGAUGGCCCACCAGUUGCAGGAGUACCAGGAUCUGAUGGACAUCAAGGUGUCGCUGGACCUCGAGAUCGCCGCCUACGACAAGUUGCUGUGCGGUGAGGAGCGUCGCCUGAACAUCGAGUCGCCCGGACGUCCCACUGCCGACUCUGGGGUCUCCAGCAAUGGCACCCACUUGAGCGCCAGUGCCAGUUCUCGGUCCGGUAGGGUCACGCCCAGUGGUCGUCGCUCGGCCACGCCCGGAAUCUCGGGAUCCAGUGCCGUGAAGCGACGCCGCACGGUGAUCGAUGAGAGCGAGGACCGCACUCUGUCGGAGUAUUCGGUGAAUGCCGCCGCCAAGGGCGACCUGGAGAUCAUCGAGGCGGACGUGGAAGGACGCUUCAUCAAGCUGCACAACAAGGGCACCGAGGAAAUCAACCUGACCGGCUGGCAGCUAACCCGCAUUGCCGGCGACGAGGAGUUGGCCUUCAAGUUCUCGCGCGGCUCCAAGGUGCUGGGAGGUGCCAGUGUCACCAUUUGGUCGGUGGAUGCCGGAGCCGCCCACGAUCCCCCCAACAACCUGGUUAUGAAGAAGAAGUGGCCGGUGGCCAACUCGAUGCGCUCGGUGCUGGCCAAUGCCGACAAAGAGGUGAGAAUCUUGUCCAUAUACAACACGUGCGGCACUUGCGACAUCUGCCGCCCCUGCAGACACCUCGAGUUUGUGCUCGACCAGAUGUUGCCAGCUACGACCGUGUCCGUGCUAACGUUUCCAGCCACACCUCGCGGCACCGCAGCAGCGGAACGCCCAGCACGGGCUUUACCCUCGGUUCCGGAGCUGGCUCCACUGGCGUGAGGAGUCUCUUCUCCCUGCUCUUCUAAAUUCGAAUCGCGUUGGAUUGGAUUUGAUUUGAUUGAAGUGGAUUGAAGCCCCUCUUCAAGACAAGCAGCCCAGCCAAGCCAGCCAAGUCAGCCAGCCAGCCAGCACCCAACUCACCGCAGAGACUCACAGACUCCGAGCUGCACAUUCACAAAUCACACACGGAUCUGAUAUAGAGAUGCCUAUCACAUAUCAAUCAACAUGUGAAUUAUGUACAACAAACAACCUUUGUUCAACUCUUAAUGUUAAAUGUUUAAGUGCCCUUAGUUCAUGUCUUCGACUCUAUGCGUCUCCUAUGCUUAAGUAAGAUUUUUUCACUCUAAACUUUCUGUAAUUUAUGAUGAGAACAUGCAUUUUGGUAAAAAUAAAAAAAAGAACACAAAUAUA